Messenger RNA from Entamoeba invadens IP1, 1119 nucleotides. Its product is annotated as ribonuclease S-7 precursor, putative. Gene Ontology annotation, cellular component: extracellular region. Gene Ontology annotation, molecular function: ribonuclease T2 activity; RNA binding. Gene Ontology annotation, biological process: RNA catabolic process. Lineage: Eukaryota; Evosea; Mastigamoebida; Endamoebidae. The record is from RefSeq and is a predicted model, not a curated record. Bases 1 to 1119 code for a protein of 372 amino acids. The transcript has a single exon.
AUGUCAAUUCAAUUUGUUUAUAUUUUCUUUGUGUUGACACUUUCUUUCGAACAACCCGAAUAUACAGAAGAUAGCAGUCAAAGUCCAACAACUUCGACUCCAAGUGUUCAGAGUCAAAAGCCAAAGAGUUCACAUUCAAAAAACAAGAAAAAACGACAAAGACGACAAGAAAGAAAAGGGUUGGGAACUCAAGAAUCGGUAACCCAAUCUCCAACUACUUCUUCAAAUGAAAAACUCGUAGAAAUUCCUUCACAAGAGUUAAAAAAGGAAAAGGACGAAACAAAAGAAACAGAAGAAACAGAAGAAAAAACACAAGAACUUUUACCAGAAAAAGAUCCAAGUACAUACAAAUAUGUCGAAAAACCAUUUGCUAAAGACAUUAUUAUAUUGCCCAAUUAUGAAAUGUGUAAAGGUUAUAAGAAAUACACAACACAAUUAAAAUACAUGCAAUUUGUUGUGUUUUGGCCUGGUGAAAAGUGUGAGGACUCAACUUGUUCUCUUCCUGUUAAGACAGAAAUAGUCAAAGAAGGAUUUUUUCUUCACGGAUUUUGGCCACAAUUUUAUACACAAAAACAUCUUCAAUGCUGUCACACAAAAUAUGGCAUUCGAGAUAUAGAAAAGAUGAUUAAAAGUGAUGACUUUUUAUUUACAAAAAUAGUGAACAAUUGGAUGUCAAUAAAGAGUUGCAUCUUUUCAAUAUACCAAUAUGACAAACAUGGUAGUUGUUCACUUACAACUUACAACAGCGAGAAUGGACCAAAAGAUUAUUUAAAUACAGCUAUUAAUUUAUACGAAAAGGUUGAUAUAUGGAAAAUAUUACAAGAGAGUGACUUAAAAGUCGAGACGGAAAAGAUGUACAAUACAGAAGAUUUGAGAAAAGUUAUUUAUCCAAUUUUUAAUGUAAAUCCAGUGUUCUCAUGCAAAGAAAUUGGUUCAUUAUUUGAGAUAAAAAUCUGUUUUGAUAUUGAUAUUGACAAAUACGACCCCAAGCCAAGGGAAUGUCCAGACAGAGUUAUUCAAACCGAAAAAAGAAAAUGUGGUGAUAUGGUGAAAUUGAAAAAAUUUCCAGAUUAUUUGUUGAACCCCCUAACGGCACCAAGAAAUAAUUGUGAAUUUUAA